ACUCCAAGUUAGGAAUCUAUUUUCGCGUCAUGAGUCUGCUUCAGCCUUAUGUCGAUCGAUCUGUGUUGGUGGUCACAUUAGAUGGUCGAGUGCUGGUGGGAACACUUCGAGGUACCGAUCAAACGGCCAAUGUCAUUCUAGAAAAAUGCCAAGAACGCGUGUUUUCUAGCGAAGGUACAGAGAUUGUGCCUCUUGGUUUAUACCUUAUCCGAGGUGACAGCAUUUGUACUAUAGGAGAAAUUGACACUGAAAAAGAUGAGGAAUUGGACAUUACCCAGAUUAAGGCCGAUCCACUGAGGUCAACGAAAUUGUGAUCUUCCUUUCCUCCAAUCCACUGUCCAGUGUCUGCUUUUUACUGUUCACAACGUUCGCCAUUCAUACUAUUUCUUUUGUGUGUGUGAUAUCCGUUAAAACCUCAUUGAUAACGGAUACUCUUGUUUUUUGUAUCAUAUCCUUUUUAUUUUAUUACUUUGCUCCAUUUGUUAUUUCCUCGAUUUCCCCCCAAAAAUGCCACUUUUACAAAGAAAUGAAAAAAAUUCAAACUGUCUGA
Molecule: messenger RNA, 550 nt
Organism: Radiomyces spectabilis
Lineage: Eukaryota; Fungi; Mucoromycota; Mucoromycetes; Mucorales; Radiomycetaceae
Exons: 4
Coding region: 30-314 (94 amino acids)
Biological process (GO): mRNA splicing, via spliceosome
Cellular component (GO): U6 snRNP; U4/U6 x U5 tri-snRNP complex; precatalytic spliceosome
Molecular function (GO): RNA binding
Source: RefSeq, a predicted model, not a curated record